AUGGAAAAUAUAUCAGUCUCUUCUCGAACAGGCGAUAAUUUGAAGCCUAAAAAUAAGGAAAUUUCUUUGUUUGGAUUAUUUAUUACUCAUAUGAGACAAACAAAGGAAAUAGAAAAAAAGUUCAAAUAUUUCGUAUUCUACUUGUUAAAUCCAGACGCAUUGCAAUCUUCAUAUAAAGUCAGAAACUUUAUCACAGGAUAUGUACCCUCAAAGUAUACUUUUGGACUAAAUGAGUAUGAGGAUAAAGUUCCCAUUAAGAAUGAUGACACUCCGUUGAUGAACUAAGAAUUAAAAAGAGAAACACAGUGGGAGUAUCUCUAGGAAAUAAGGAUGUAUAGUGAUAGAGUUGAUAAUUCUCAUGGGGCUACAGUGAAAACUUGCAAUAGAAUUUAAAUCAAAGAAGAUUCCUCAACUUUCUCAAGGAAUUUUAUCAAAGAUACUGGCUACUAGAUUAAAUAUGAUUAUCGUUUAUUAGGAACAGUUUAUAAAUUCGUAUUGAAUGAUUUUUAUGACUUAAAACUAUUGAUACCAAUAAUUCAAGGAUAAUAGCAAUAGCAAUAUAAGAAAGUUAAUCUGUUAAGCAAGAUCUGUGGGACUGAUUAAAGCAGUUUGGAUGAAAGCUAAAUGAUGAAUGAUUCUGAUUAGGUAAUUAGCUAGGAUAAAAAGGUUGAUUGGUUAUUGCUCAGAUGA
Stylonychia lemnae is the source of this 690-nucleotide messenger RNA. NCBI's taxonomy places the organism in Eukaryota, Ciliophora, Spirotrichea, Sporadotrichida, Oxytrichidae. The record is from the annotation of a GenBank genome assembly.